AGCUCGGUGGCGAAUUGGGCAAUUGGCUAUCGAACGAAUGAAACACGUAGUACACGUUAAGGAACAUAACCCAGCAGCGCACACUAGCACAUUCGAGAUGCUUUCCUGUUCACCGUCUGUCUCUUCAAUUCGUCUCUUUCUCUCUCUCCUCUUCCUUUACUUCUUCUACUCUUGCUCAUCAUGCGCAGACGCACAGCGCCAUGCGGUUUCACAUGUUCUUUUUCCUGAAAGCUCUCCUUUUUCUUUCCUAAACAAGUUCAAGAAUAUCACAUUCUAUGUUCCGUCGGCAAUUAAGGUUUUGGUUUUUAGGGUUGCUUUUGCAGAGGCCGCAACCCUAAUUGAUGGAGCACAAGCGACACUCGAAGAAGGAAUUUGUCGUACUCUAAUCUGUUUAACCUCGAGGUAGAGGAACCAUGAGGGACCAUAUGAAUGGGAGUUUGUUAAAGAGAUCCUCUGAGUUGGGACGAAGGAAGAAGAACAGGCGGGCAAUUGAGGCUGAGGCUGGUUCAAAUUCUUCAAGUAGGAGAGGCGCUGACCGCAGUGACGAUGAGGAGGAAGACAGGGAGUACGGGAGACACAUUUCAGAGGAGUGGUACCGAUCAAUGCUUGGGGAACACAUUCAAAAGUACAGGAGGGGUAGGUUCAAAGACUCCUCUCGUCCAGCAUCCAUCCAAAUGGGAAUGCCAGUUCUGAAGCGUAAUCUUGGUUUCAAGGGUCAGAAGUUGGGUGCUGAGGAUAGAGUGCCGCAUGGGAUGGAAACCCCAUCAGAUUAUCUUAAUGACAUUAAUCCUCGUAAGACUGGAAGUUACUAUGAACUCACAUCAGAAUAUGGGACUGAUAGGUUUUCUUCAUCUGCUGAUUCUGCUUAUUUGGAUCUUGGGGAAGGGAUCGCUUAUAGGAUUCCUCCAACUUAUGAUAUACUGGCAGCUUCCUUGAACUUGCCAAGCUUUUCAGACAUUCAGGUGGAGGAGUAUUACUUAAAGGGUACACUGGAUUUGGGCUCCUUAGCUGUAAUAGUAGCCUCUGAUGGAAGAUUUGGGCCUCAAAGGCGGGCAGGAAUUGGUGAGCUGCAGCCCCAGUAUGAAUCACUUCAGGCAAGAUUAAAAGCCUUACCUGCUUCUAAUUCUGUCCAAAAGUUCAAUCUUCAAGUAUCUAAUAUUGGGUUGGAUUCAUCUUCCAUCCCAGAGGGGGCAGUUGGAGGAAUACAACGGUCAAUUAUGUCUGAGGCAGGUACCUUGCAGGUUUACUAUGUGAAGGUUUUGGAGAAAGGAGACACAUAUGAGAUCAUUGAACGCAGCCUACCAAAGAAGCAAACAAUGAAGAAAGAUCCAACCAUGAUUGUGAAAGAAGAGUUCGAGAAGAUUGGGAAGGUUUGGGUAAACAUUGUGAGAAGAGACAUACCAAAAUAUCACAAAAUUUUCUCAAAUUUCCACAGGAAGCAGCUAGCUGAUGCCAAGAGGUGUUCUGAAACCUGUCAAAGAGAGGUGAAAUUGAAGGUGAGUAGGUCAUUUAAACUGAUGAGGGGAGCAACAAACCGAACUAGAAAACUGGCUAGAGAUAUGAUGGUGUUCUGGAAAAGAGUGGAUAAGGAGCAGGCAGAACUGAGGAAGAAGGAGGAAAGAGAAGCUGCAGAAGCUUUGAAACGUGAAGAGGAGCUCCGUGAAGCAAAGAGACAACAGCAGAGAUUCAAUUUCUUAUUGUCACAAACAGAGCUGUAUAGUCAUUUCAUGCAAAAUAAGUCAAUUUCACACCCAUCAGAAGCUUUACCCAUGGGUGAUGGAGAAUUGAAUGACCAAGAAGCAGCUUUGGGCUCUGCAGAAAUUAAACUUGGAGAGGAAGAAGAUCCUGAGGAGGCUGAAUUAAAAAAGGAGGCACUUAGAGCCGCUCAACAAGCAGUCUUCCAGCAGAGAAAAAUAACAAGUGCAUUUGACAGUGAAUGUCUAAAGCUGCGCCAAGCAGCUGAUAUUGAAGGCCCUCCAAAGGAUACCUCAAUUUCAGGAUCUAGCAAUAUAGAUCUCCUUCAUCCCUCAACUAUGCCUGUUAUGUCAUUGGUGCAAACACCAGAAAUGUUUAAAGGUUGCCUUAAAGAAUAUCAGCUAAAGGGCCUGCAGUGGCUUGUUAAUUGUUAUGAGCAGGGUUUGAAUGGUAUACUUGCUGAUGAGAUGGGUUUGGGAAAGACCAUCCAAGCCAUGGCAUUCUUGGGUCAUUUAGCUGAGGAGAAAAACAUAUGGGGACCAUUUCUUGUUGUUGCACCUGCUUCUGUCUUGAACAAUUGGGCCGAUGAAAUUAGUCGUUUCUGUCCUGACUUGAAAGCACUUCCAUACUGGGGUGGAAUUAAUGAAAGGGUGAUUCUGAGGAAAAACAUCAACCCAAAGCAUCUGUAUAGAAGGGAGUCCACAUUCCACGUAUUGAUUACCAGCUACCAACUGCUGGUAUCCGACGAGAAGUAUUUCCGGCGUGUGAAAUGGCAAUAUAUGGUUUUAGACGAAGCCCAGGCUAUUAAAAGUUCAAACAGUAUAAGGUGGAAGACAUUGCUCAGUUUCAAUUGUAGAAAUCGCUUGCUUCUGACUGGUACACCCAUACAGAAUAACAUGGCGGAACUGUGGUCCCUUCUUCAUUUUAUAAUGCCUACCUUAUUUGACAGCCAUGAGCAGUUCAACGAGUGGUUUUCAAAAGGCAUUGAAAAUCAUGCAGAACAUGGAGGAACCUUGAACGAACACCAACUCAACAGACUGCAUGCAGUUCUUAAGCCCUUUAUGUUGCGGCGAGUAAAAAAAGAUGUGAUAACAGAGAUGACUGGAAAAACAGAGAUCACAGUGCAUUGUAAGUUGAGUUCUAGACAGCAAGCAUUUUAUCAAGCUAUAAAGAAUAAGAUAUCUCUUGCUGAGUUGUUUGACGGAAGCCGAGGGCAUCUCAAUGAAAAGAAAAUUCUCAAUCUGAUGAAUAUUGUUAUCCAGCUGAGGAAGGUGUGCAACCACCCAGAGUUGUUUGAAAGGAAUGAGGGGACCACAUACCUGUACUUUGGUAUGAUCCCAAAUUCUCUUCUGCCUCCUCCCUUUGGGGAAUUGGAGGACAUACAUUAUGCAGGGGGUUGGAAUCCAAUAACAUAUAAGGUUCCGAAGUUGGUUCACCAAGAAACAAUUGAAAGUUCUGAAAUGCCUUGUUCAAUCUUCGGUCAUGGUGUUCAACAAGAACUAUUUCAGAAGCUUUUCAAUAUAUUCUCUCCAGAGAAUGUUUAUCAGUCUGUGCUCCCACAAGAUAAAAUAUCAGAUGAGUCUUAUCCUCUUAAAAGCGGAACAUUUGGUUUUACGCACUUGAUGGGUUUGUCACCAGGGGAGGUUGUUUUUCUUGCAAAAGGUUCCUUCAUGGAAAGGCUGUUAUAUUCCAUUAUGGUUUGGAACAGACAGUUUUUAGAUGAAAUCUUGGAUUUCAUGGAAUCUGAGGCUGAUGAUUCUGAAUAUGGUCACCUUGAGAGGGGGACAGUGAGAGCUGUUACAAGGAUGUUACUGAUGCCAUCUAGAUGUAAGUCUAGUUUGCUUAGAAGGAAGAUUGCAACUGGUCCUGGCCAUGCCCCAUAUGAAGCCUUAAUUGUCUGUCAUCAGGACAGGCUUGUAUUCAAUACCGGGCUCCUUCAUUCAACAUAUGUUUUCAUCCCACGAGUCAGAGCUCCCCCUAUUAAUGUUCACUGCUCCAAUAGAAACUUUGCAUACAAAAUGGUAGAAGAACUACACCACCCAUGGGUUAAGAGGCUUUUCUUUGGUUUUGCACGUACAUCAGAGUGUAAUGGACCUAGAAUGCCCAAUGGUCCUCCUCAUCAUUUGAUACAAGUAAUUGAUUCUGAAGUACCUGUUGAACAACCUAUUCUUCAGCUCACAUACAAAAUAUUUGGAUCUUCUCCUCCUAUGCGAAGCUUUGACUCUGCAAAGAUGCUUACAGAUUCUGGGAAACUUCAAACACUGGAUAUUUUAUUGAAGCGCCUGCGAGCUGAGAAUCAUCGUGUGCUGUUGUUUGCACAAAUGACAAAGAUGUUGAAUAUUCUUGAGGAUUAUAUGAAUUAUAGGAAAUACCGGUAUCUUCGACUUGAUGGUUCUUCCACUAUCAUGGAUCGUCGAGACAUGGUCAGAGAUUUCCAACAUCGGAGUGACAUUUUUGUAUUCCUAUUAAGUACCAGAGCUGGUGGAUUGGGUAUUAACUUGACAGCUGCUGACACCGUAAUCUUCUAUGAAAGUGAUUGGAAUCCUACUCUGGAUCUACAAGCAAUGGAUAGAGCCCAUCGUCUAGGUCAAACCAAGGAGGUCACUGUGUAUAGGUUGAUUUGUAAGGAGACGGUUGAAGAGAAGAUUCUGCAAAGAGCAAGUCAGAAAAAUGCUGUGCAACAGUUGGUUAUGACUGGUGGCCAUGUUCAAGGUGACCUGUUGACACCUGAAGAUGUUGUUUCUUUACUUCUUGAUGAUGCUCAGUUGGAGCGAAAAUUGAGAGAGGCUCCAGCACAGGGUAAGGAUCUGCAGAAGAAAUGUGGAACUAAGGCCAUACAUCUAGAUGCAGAAGGGGAUGCAUCUUUGGAAGAUUUCACAAACAUUGGAUCACAGAGUGCUGGAUGUGGACCCACUUUGGAUCUAGAGGGUGUCAAGACUAGUAAUAAAAAGAGAAAAGACAGCUUGGACAAGCAUGCUCCCCCAAAAGCACGGAGGGCUCCCAAGAACAGUGAUUCUCAUACAGAGAUUAAUGAACCCAACUCAUUGGACUAUGAGUGGGAUGAUCCCGUCAGGGCCACAAGCUUGCAAAAUCAGAAUCUCAGAAGGCCAAAGAGACCCAAGAAAAGCGUAAAUGAUAACCUUGAACAUACAACAGCAACAACUGUAGCUCCUGAACCCACCGAGUACCCCACUUUAUAUGAUUAUAGUCCUGCUGGUUUUAUAGGAGAGGAUGAAGAAAUCUCACCUCCUAGCUAGUCUCCAACCUGAUAGAAGUUGGGAAGAGAAGGAAAAAUGAAACCCAAAAUUAUGGACAUAUAUUGUCCAGAUGUUGGGCUUCUCUGUUUGAAUUUACAGAGAUUGCAUUUGGCUGUGAUCAUCACAAGGAAACAAAGGCAAGCAAUCAGAGCGCACACCCUGUACAAUAAUUUGUGCAUAUUAUUUUGACCUCAUCAAGAUGCAAGAUUUUUCUGAUUAUACACGGUUUUGGUGCUCCCAUAAGCAUGUACAGGUGGGAUAUCAAUUCUUACCAACCUCCCCCCCCCCCNCCCCCCCCAUCAAGGCAAGCAAACCCAGAAGCAUGUACCGUGUAAAAUCGAUUUCUCAUUAUGAAAUAGCUGUAGCAAUGGCAAUCUGGAAAUUCAUGCAUUUAGCAAAUUCCAGCGCUAUUGGAGAACGUUCUAAUUGGUUAAUUGUAUUGCAAGGAGCUUGAUAUAUUAA
Molecule: messenger RNA, 5414 nt
Organism: Nelumbo nucifera (sacred lotus)
Lineage: Eukaryota; Viridiplantae; Streptophyta; Magnoliopsida; Proteales; Nelumbonaceae
Product: chromatin-remodeling ATPase INO80-like
Biological process (GO): DNA repair; chromatin remodeling
Cellular component (GO): Ino80 complex
Molecular function (GO): histone binding; DNA binding; ATP hydrolysis activity
Source: RefSeq, a predicted model, not a curated record